AUGCCUUGUUUCAAGCAGCCUAAGCACUUCCAGAGUUUGGUACUUCUGCACUGGCCACUGAGCUACCUUGGCAUGUUUUGGAUCUUGCAGCCAUUGGCCAUUUACCUACUGUUUACAUCCUGGUGGCCACUACCAGCCCUUUACUUUGUCUGGUUUCUCCUGGACUGGAAGACCCCAGAGCAAGGUGGAAGGAGAUCGGCCUGGGUAAGGAACUGGUGUGCCUGGACCCACAUCAGGGACUACUUUCCCAUUUCCAUCAUGAAGACUAAAGAGCUAUCACCUGAGCACAACUAUCUCAUGGGAGUUCACCCCCACGGCCUCUUGACCUUCGGCGCCUUCUGUAACUUCUGCACUGAGGCCACAGGCUUCUCGAAGAUCUUUCCAGGCAUCACUCCCCAUCUGGCCACGCUGUCCUGGUUCUUCAAGAUCCCCUUUAUUAGGGACUACCUCAUGGCCAAAGGUGUGUGCUCCGUGAGUCAGCCAGCUAUUGACUACCUGCUGAGCCAUGGCACUGGCAACCUUGUGGGCAUUGUAGUUGGAGGAGUGGGAGAGGCCCUGCAGAGUGUGCCCAACACCACCACGCUCAUCCUCCAGAAGCGUAAGGGCUUUGUGCGCGUGGCACUCCAGCACGGGGCUCAUCUGGUCCCCACCUACACUUUUGGAGAAACUGAGGUGUAUGAUCAGGUGCUGUUCCAUAAGGACAGCUGUAUGUACAAGUUCCAGAGCUACUUCCGCCAGAUUCUUGGUUUCUAUUUUUGCAUCUUCUAUGGGCGAGGCUUCCGCCAAGGCUCCACUGGGCUCCUGCCGUACCCGCUGCCUAUCGUCACUGUGGUGGGGGAGCCUCUGCCUCUGCCCAAAAUCGAAAAACCAAGCCAGGAGAUGGUGGACAAAUACCACGCCCUCUACAUGAAGGCCCUGACCAAACUGUUUGAUCAGCAUAAGACCCAGUACGGCUGCCCAGAGACCCAAAAGCUGCUUUUCCUGUGACUGAAGGGGCAGUGUGCCCAAUAGCACAAGCCUGGGAGAAGAGAUUCCAUUAGCUGCCAACCAAAAGUGAGGGAAAGAGAGAAGCCAGAGGGCUGUGUGUGGUAGGGGAGGGCACUAGGAAUUCCUUCCUUGCUACAGAGCCUUUGCAGUCUUCCUCCCUGAAUUGCUUCACUGAGUCACUCCUUUAGGCCUGCCCCCUGCCCUGCCCACUGUCCAGUCCCCUACCAGAUUUCCUCUCUGAGCCCAACCUGCCAGGGACUGAAGGACUCAAAUGUUAGCCAGGCAGCCUGAGUAACCACCACUAUGGUUGCUGUUGUGCUAAUGCAUUUUUAAAUUAAGAUAUAUUUGCAUACCAUCAAUUUAACCCAUUUAAAGUAUAACAUUCAGUUGUAUUUAAUACUCAAAGUUGUGCAACUACUAUCACUAUCUCAUUUUAGAACACAUUUCUGCAACCCCCCAAAAGAAACCCAGUACACAUUAGCAGUCACUUCCCAGUCUCUCAUCCCCAGCCCCUGCCAACCACUAAUCUAAUUUCUGUCUCUAGGGAUUUGCCCAUUCUGGAUUUUUUAUAUAAAUGGAAUCAUAGACUAUGUGAUCUUUUGUGCCUGGCUUCUUUCUCUUAGCAUGAUGUUU
Messenger RNA from Bubalus bubalis (water buffalo), 1620 nucleotides. It is a transcript of the gene AWAT1, whose product is annotated as acyl-CoA wax alcohol acyltransferase 1. Gene Ontology annotation, biological process: lipid metabolic process. The record is from RefSeq and is a predicted model, not a curated record. Gene Ontology annotation, cellular component: endoplasmic reticulum membrane. Bases 1 to 987 code for a protein of 328 amino acids. Lineage: Eukaryota; Metazoa; Chordata; Mammalia; Artiodactyla; Bovidae. Gene Ontology annotation, molecular function: long-chain-alcohol O-fatty-acyltransferase activity. The transcript has 7 exons.